AUGAUGGAAAAACUCCUCGAGAUUAAAGCCCCUUUAUCUGUUGCAUUAACAUCACUUCCACGUGCUCCAAACGGCUUAACUGCUAUAGAAUGGCAAUUAAUUGAAGAUUGUAUUCCACUAUUGAAACCAUUUGAGAGCAUGACCACUGAACUAUCUGGACAAACUUAUCCAACUUUAUCUAUGGUAAUACCACUUGUACGAGGCCUGCAGUAUACUAUUGGAAAGAGAACGCCAAAGACUGCCACAGGUCAAAUAUUAAAAACAACACUAUCAAAUGCAGUUUCCAGACAUUUAAAAAAAAAUGCUUUUGGUCUGACUGAAAAUGCGAGCAACGUCCAAAAAUGGAUAUGUGAUGAACUAUGUGCCAUAACUUCCGAACCAGAUAAUUUAAAUACUACAACUGUAAGUGCUAAUAUUAAUGCUCAUAAACAAGAACAAUCGAAUUCGCUAUGGCAACAAUUUGACUCAAAAGUAUUACAAGUAAAAACUACAAUCACUCCAAGUGUGAUGAGCACACUGAUGUUACGCCAGUACUUAGACAUUCCACACUUGGAAAGAACAAAAAAUCCAUUGGAAUAUUGGCAACAAUAUAAACAAACGUUUCCAGAAAUGUACAAGUUAAGUUUAAAAUAUUUAUCUAUUCCAGCAACUUCAGAAAUAUGA
This is a messenger RNA of Rhopalosiphum padi (bird cherry-oat aphid), 663 nucleotides long. Its product is annotated as zinc finger BED domain-containing protein 4-like. The transcript is spliced from 3 exons. Bases 1 to 663 code for a protein of 220 amino acids. The record is from RefSeq and is a predicted model, not a curated record. NCBI's taxonomy places the organism in Eukaryota, Metazoa, Arthropoda, Insecta, Hemiptera, Aphididae. Gene Ontology annotation, molecular function: protein dimerization activity.